Messenger RNA from Zasmidium cellare ATCC 36951, 768 nucleotides. RefSeq lists its product as uncharacterized. The coding region runs from base 1 to 768 and encodes 255 amino acids. The record is from RefSeq and is a predicted model, not a curated record. The transcript has a single exon. NCBI's taxonomy places the organism in Eukaryota, Fungi, Ascomycota, Dothideomycetes, Mycosphaerellales, Mycosphaerellaceae.
AUGGCAGGCCACAUUCCCCUGGGCAAUAAGCCCACAACAACCUCACUUCACCCAAGCUUCCACUCGCCCAAAGCCAUCGUCCAAGCCAUCACCUCGCCCAUCAAGGGCUCCAAGCACCGCUGGCUCGCAGAGACAGCUGCGGAAGUGAGAAGCCUCCAUCUCUGGCUAGAGGCCUUUGCGCGCGAGCUGGCCUCGGCGCAAGCGCACCAGACGCCCCUGAGCAGCCGCCUCCUCGUCGAAUGCCUCGCCCUCGUGAGCGACCUCUUCUUUUUCGGCGCCCUCGCCAACGCCCGCAUCCACUGGGAAGCCGGCUUCCCGCGCAACGUGAACGGCUGUACCGAGCCCGAGGGGGACGAAAUCCGCAUCAACGUGACCAACGCGUACGAUGGCAACAUCAGCCCGGAGCGCUAUGCGGUGAAGCUUCUCGUGUUCAUUGCGCAUGAGGCGCUGCAUGCGUUUUGGGUGCAGUAUGCGUGUCGAGGGCAUGAUGCGUGCUGGGAGGAGUGGGGUGCGUCGGGGCAUGGGAUGGCGUGGCAGAGGAUGGCGUUUGAGGUGGAGAGGGCGCUUGAGUAUGCGGGCGUGGAGGGUGUUUCUCUGGUGAGGGCGGCUGCUGCGAGGGAGGAGCGCGACGCUUUCAGGGAUGAAGGUGUGGUGUGGUCUCCGUCGAGAGAGGAUGUGCUGAGGUACUUUGGGGGUCGUUGUCCUGUUUCUGGGCGGGUCUAUACCAGGGAUUGGAGAGAUAAGCUCAAGGCGUUGUUCAAGUGGUAG